Diospyros lotus (date-plum) is the source of this 2747-nucleotide messenger RNA. RefSeq names its product pre-rRNA-processing protein esf1. Gene Ontology annotation, molecular function: RNA binding. The transcript is spliced from 7 exons. The record is from RefSeq and is a predicted model, not a curated record. Lineage: Eukaryota; Viridiplantae; Streptophyta; Magnoliopsida; Ericales; Ebenaceae. Gene Ontology annotation, biological process: rRNA processing. Bases 149 to 2329 code for a protein of 726 amino acids. Gene Ontology annotation, cellular component: nucleus.
GGGAAAUCACCGAUCCAUUAGGGAGCAUAGCCGCUAAAAUCUCUGUUGACCCUUUCUAGGGUUUAUGGUCGCCGAAGACGAAUGAUCAGAAAGCUCCGUUACUCUCCUUCCGGUUCUGAUUUCCACAGCGAAGAACAGUUUAUUUACAAUGGGUUCAAAGAACAAGAAAUCUAAAAAGAGCAUUGGAGAGGAGCCAAAGAACGAGGCUGACCCAAGUAACCGUGCGCAGAAUGGCGGCAAUCGCCGUGGGGGCGGAAAAGUUGUCAUCACGGACCCCCGGUUCGCAUCUGUGCACUCCGACCCUAGGUUUGCGAAGCUUUCGAAGCACAAAUCCAAGGUUGCGAUUGACUCUCGCUUCGACCGCAUGUUCACCGACAAGAGUUUCUCUUCGUCCUCCGCUCGGGUUGACAAGCGAGGUAAGCCGAGGAAGGACUCUGCCUCGCAGAACGCUCUCAAGCACUACUACCGCCUCGAAGAAGAAGGAGAGAAAUUGAAACGCAAAGCGCAAGCGGAGGACAAAGGCACCGAAAGUGAUCAGGAGAGCGAAGAGAGUGAGGAAGAGUUGAAGAAACCUGGUGGACAAUCCUCCAAUUUGGAGCCGGAAAUUGAAUCGGAUGCGUCGGAAUCGGUAGAAGAAGGUGACGAGGAAGCAGGCGAAGAGAGCGAUGAGGAUUCUUCGACCGACACUACGGUUACGGACGACGAAGAUGUGAUUUAUUCGGAAGAGGAUAAUUUCGUACAGGAGGAAGAUGUGGCAGAGAUCGACAAAGAAACUUGCAGACUUGCUGUAGUUAAUUUGGAUUGGCGUUAUGUAAAGGCAGUUGAUUUGUAUGUAUUAUUGAGCUCAUUUCUCCCUAAAGUGGGUCAGAUCUUAUCAGUGGCUGUCUAUCCAUCUGAGUUUGGACUUAAGCGAAUGGAAGAAGAAGCACUGCAUGGUCCAGUUGGCUUAUUUGAUGAUGAUAAAGAGAAAAAUGAGAGUGAUGAUGAUGAUGAUGAUGAAAUUGACAAUGAAAAAUUGCGGGCAUAUGAAUUAAGUAGGCUGAGGUACUAUUAUGCUGUUGUGGAAUGCGAUUCGAUUGCUACAGCAGAUUACCUUUACAAAACUUGUGAUGGUGUUGAGUUUGAACGAUCAUCAAAUAAGCUAGACCUGAGGUUUAUUCCUGACUCCAUGGAGUUUAAACUUCCCCCUCGUGAUGUUGCAACAGAGGCCCCAGCAAACUAUGAAGGUUUGGAUUUCCAUACUAAAGCAUUGCAGAAUAGUAAAAUACAUCUUUCAUGGGAUGAAGAUGAACCACAACGUGCGAAGACAUUGAAAAGGAAAUUUGAUGAUGACCAGCUAGCUGAAUUGGAAUUGAGAGAAUUUCUGGCUUCUGAUGAUGGUGUUAGUGAUGAAGAUGACAAUGAUGAUACCAUGGAAGAUCAAUCGGAAAGGAAACAUAAGAAAGAAGACUUGUAUCGUGCUCUACUCCAGUCUGGUGAAGGUUCAGAUGAAGAUGGCGAGGAGGAUCAGGAUCAGGAUAUGGAGAUCACUUUCAACACUGGUUUAGAAGAUCUAAGCAAGCGCUUGUUAGAGAAGAAGGACAAGAAAUCAGAAACAGUUUGGGAGGCAUAUCUUAGGAAGAGGAGAGAAAAAAAGAAAGCCAGGAAGCAUAGAUCAAAGGAUUCCUCAGAGGAUGAGAGUGAUGAUUCUGAUCAAGAGCCAAAACAAGAUCUGGAUGACUUCUUUGAAGAGCCAUCAGUUCAAGGAAGUAAGGAUGGCAAGGGAAAAAGUGUCCGGAAGGGAAAGAAGCACCAGGAAACAUCUAAAGAAGCAGAAGCAAGCAGGGCAGAGCUUGAGUUAUUGCUGGCUGAUGACCGAGAAGCUGAUACUGGCCUGAAGGGAUACAAUUUAAAACUGAAGAAGGCCAAGGGGAAAAGAUCUAAAGAAAUUAUUGACGAGGCAAAAAUACCAACUGCUGACUUUGAUGAUCCAAGGUUUUCAGCUCUCUUCACGUCACCUAUGUAUGCUCUGGAUCCCACAGAUCCUCAGUUCAAAAGGAGUGUGGCCUAUGCUCGGCAGUUAGCACAGAAACAACGGAAGGGUGACCAGGAAUUGAGCGGGAAAAAGCAGGAAAAAAUAUUACCUAGAGAGCAGGCUCAGUUGCAUUCUGAUGAUCCAGUGACAGACAAAAAUGAGUUGCGGCCUGAUAAAUCGUCCUUAAAGAAAGAGAAACACGAGCUAUCAUCGAUGGUUAAGUCAGUCAAGAUGAAGUCUAAACAAGUUAAAGUAGCCUCGAGCAGUAAUAUUCCAGUAAACCGCGAAAAGUUGCGAAGUUUGGCCAGGAAAUGAGAGAAUCAUCCAUGCUAUCUGCCCUAUUAUUCGCAGCAGCUUUGCAAGUAAAGCUGGAGUUAUGCCGAAUGAAUAUCGGCAUUAUAAACUGGCAUGGGGGAUGGGGUGGUUUGUAAGUGCCCAGUGUGGCAGUCAAAGGUGUUGGUUGAUUAUUGGUCAUAUCAUUAAUAAUUUUAUUUUAGUGGUCAUAAGCCGCCUCAUAGAUUGGUUUUUAUUUUUAGGAUCCUUUUGUUUCCAAAACCUCGCUCUCUUGCCUGAAUCAAAAGUGGGACGGCUGGCUGAGGUGUUCGUGAAGAGGGUGCUUUGUGUACGAUUGAAAAUUAUGUAUUACUUCUUUUAUCAGGAAAACGUUAUUUCACGUCACAAUCAGUCUCUGUCGUAGCCUCGGAUAAACCAGAAAUUGGGUUGGGUUGGGUUA